This is a messenger RNA of Amphimedon queenslandica, 508 nucleotides long. RefSeq lists its product as uncharacterized. The transcript has 5 exons. Gene Ontology annotation, biological process: tRNA splicing, via endonucleolytic cleavage and ligation. Bases 9 to 359 code for a protein of 116 amino acids. Gene Ontology annotation, molecular function: nucleic acid binding. The record is from RefSeq and is a predicted model, not a curated record. Lineage: Eukaryota; Metazoa; Porifera; Demospongiae; Haplosclerida; Niphatidae.
UUAAUAAAAUGGCGUCGUGUUGCAAGGCAGUAUUGUCUCACCUUGAAAAAAGUGGGGAUUCAUUUGAUUGCUUGUACUCUCAAGUCCUGCAAAAUCACAUAAUAAUUAGUCAAAAUGGCUCACAAACAGAGGAAACUGAAAGAAUAGUAAUUCCAAUUGAUGUCAGACAUCACCACUCAUUUGAAUCGCUGACAAAAAUGAUAGAAAAUGCAUCACUGGAGCUAAAGCAAGACUUGAAAAAGGUAACAUUAGGGCUUGUUGGUGAAGACAACCAUACUGUUGUAUUUUAUGAUAUUUACAAAGGAAUGGUCUCUCCUAAUGAUAGCCCACUGUCUUUAAAACGUCAGAAAAAUGAGUAACAGUAUUAAAUAUAUAUGUACAUCUACUCUCUCCCAUUUGUAUGAACGUUGCUACUUUUGACCCUUUUCUUUACUGAAUAAAAAUGUAAUCUAUUUAAUAUUGUUGAUAAUUUUUAUAUAUAAUCUCUAAGCUCUUUUGCUUCACAUCA